CAGAUAACCGUCUUUUGGUGGUAAAGCUGUGGGUUUACCAGAACCAUGAGUCCAGAAGUCCAUCUACCGCUUCUCCUCCUGCUGCUCCUGCAAGCUCCUCUGAACUCAGCAAACGACGCUGUAACCUCCGGGAAGGAUUUCACUGUGGUGUUCCCGGAGAACAUCGCAGACUAUCAUCCCACUUCUCCUGAGAACUGUGUCUGGGUCAUCGCCUUGUUUAAUGACACGACAGUGACCGCUGACUCUCAGCAGGAGACAUUACAAGCUGGAGAAACAAAAACCUUUUACAUCAACCUGGAGCUCAAAAAGCUAAAAAUCCAAAGCAACAGCAGCAAUCCAUCGUUCCUGGUCUCCAACAAAACCGCUAAAGUUACCAGCAACAAAGACAUCGUCAUUCAGGCUGUAAGCAACAAGAACAAAAGCAUACAGACGGCCGUCAUCAUCCCGACCCACCAACUAGGAACCCAAUAUUUCAUCCCACCAGUGCCCAAAAUCCAAGGAGCCACAAUCAGUGACAACAUCACGAGCAUCAAUGAGAGAGGCCCAUUCCAACUGAUUAUCGUUAACACUGACCAGGACAACACUGUGACUGUUGGGGGUCCGGUUGGAACCAGACAGGUGUCUCUUAAGAAGAACCAGGUGGCUCAAACUUGGGUUCUGCAAAACGAGUCUCUGCAGGAAGUCACGGCUGAGAAACCAGUGGCGGUCCUCUUCAGUCACCCGUGUGCCUUCCACCAAAACUGCAUCUGUCGGCUUCUUUAUGCUCUGCUGCCACCAGCCACAAGCGAGAUGAAGAAGUUCCUCAUUCCUCCGCUGUUCAACGACUGGGCCCAGACUUCUGUGCUUCUGUCAGAGACGGGAUCCAGCAGGGAGGAACCCUUCAGCACAAACAAAGCUUUCAUAGACACAUCAGGUAGCGCCAUCCUGUACCGCCCAGGUUUGCUGCUCCCUCUGGUCUCAGAGAACAACCUCGGCAGCUGUUUCGUGGUCAGAAGAAUCGAAGACACAAACUAUGUGGUUAUCGUGGUUCGUAAAAAUGAGACAGCAGGUGUUCAGAUCGAAGCUAAGGCUCUGAAUAGAGACAUCCAACAGUGGCAGGAGCUGGGCGGGACAGACUAUGUCUCCACAAACGUCAGCCUGACCGCAGACCAAAAGAUCCUCUGGCACAACUCUUCCAAAAUGGCCGUCUACUUUGUAGAAAGAAAGGAUGAUGUUUUGUUUGGGAACCCAGCGCCUGCCCUCAGUGCAACCCCAGAUUUCAGAGGCUGUGUCGUGGCUCCAGAAGUCCUGAACAUUUCCACUGAUGAAGUCAGCUGGCAGGAGUCCGUCGCCUCGUGCCAAAGCCACGAGCAGAAGCUGGCCACUCUUUCUAGUGAGGCCUUCCGGAGACACAUCUGCAGCAAACUUCCCCAGAAAAGCAGCGUGAAGGAAGCUUGGAUCGGCAUGCGCCGCAGCUCCCUAACCGGCGAGUGGUACUGGCUGGGCUCCUCGGACUUGGUCAAUGAGACGCACUGGGACAAGGGGUCUCCGGGCACGGUGGACGACGGGCAGUGCGUCUUGAUGAGCCUGAAAAGCUCCGAGGACUUUGUCUGGCAGGACAAGGACUGCUGCAAGGCUGCCAACGCCCUCUGCUACAGAGAGCCGGUUCUGAUGCCGUUAGUUGUGAGUUAGAACCGCUCAGGGUCUGGACCUCCAACCUGCUGAGUCAUUGUGUUUGGUUUGGGAUCGACAGGAUCUGCUUUAUCUGUAAGCUGAAUGAAUCCCUCGUACUUAUUGUUCUUUUCCUCCGUCAUAACCUCGGCUGGGACACAGUCGGAGAGGAGGUUCUGUAGGAAGUUCUGCUUCUCUGUAAAAAUAAA
Molecule: messenger RNA, 1859 nt
Organism: Oryzias melastigma (Indian medaka)
Lineage: Eukaryota; Metazoa; Chordata; Actinopteri; Beloniformes; Adrianichthyidae
Exons: 3
Coding region: 46-1671 (541 amino acids)
Source: RefSeq, a predicted model, not a curated record